This is a messenger RNA of Scheffersomyces coipomensis, 658 nucleotides long. It is a transcript of the gene RPS27, whose product is annotated as 40S ribosomal protein eS27. Gene Ontology annotation, cellular component: ribosome; cytosolic small ribosomal subunit. The transcript is spliced from 2 exons. NCBI's taxonomy places the organism in Eukaryota, Fungi, Ascomycota, Pichiomycetes, Serinales, Debaryomycetaceae. Gene Ontology annotation, molecular function: RNA binding; structural constituent of ribosome. The record is from RefSeq and is a predicted model, not a curated record. Gene Ontology annotation, biological process: ribosomal small subunit assembly; translation. Bases 35 to 283 code for a protein of 82 amino acids.
UAAUACAUAAAGAACAUACUAAAGUAGUGACAAUAUGGUUUUAGUUCAAGAUUUAUUAAACCCAUCUCCAGCUUCUGAAGCUCAAAAACAUAAAUUAAAGACCUUAGUUCAAGGACCAAGAUCUUUUUUCAUGGAUGUUAAAUGUCAAGGUUGUUUAACCAUCACCACUGUUUUCUCCCAUGCUCAAACUGCUGUUACUUGUGAUUCAUGUUCCACUGUUUUAUGUACUCCAACUGGUGGUAAAGCUAAAUUAACUGAAGGUUGUUCAUUCAGAAGAAAGUAAAUUAAUUAAUCUUUAGUUUUCCUUUCCAAUUAAUGCAUUUUUAUCCUAUCAUUUUAUCAUAGCACAUAUAACUUUCACCUCCAUACCUUAAUUCCCUUAUACUAUACUACGACGAGACAAAAAAUUUCUAUCAUAUAUAAUAAUAAUAAAGAAACAUGUCAAAAUCAUAUCAAAUUCAACCAUGAUUGUAUUAGUAGAAUCAUCCCAACUACAACAAUAACUACGGUUACACCCCCACUAAGUCCUUAAAAAUUCUUUUAUUCGUCUUUAUAUAUCAUAUCUUUUUUUGUAUAAUUCUAAAAGAAAACUUUUAAUAAAAAUUUAAAAGUAUAAAUUUAACCAACUUGUUAACCUUGUAGAGACUUUACUCGAAGU